CUCUCUCUCUCUCUAGCCUCUGCUUUCCUUUCCAAUUCUCAUAGGCCAUAGCCACUUCUCUUUGCCGCCUCCAUACGCGGAAGAGAGAGAAACAGCGGGGUUUGAGGGAAGAAGAGGAGUCCAUGGCAUGGGAAAGGGGUGGCUCGAGCAAUAUGAACCAUGGCCGGAUUUAUGAGGAGGAGAGAGCAAUGGGAGAUUGGCAGGGGAUUCUCGAUGGGGUUUUGUAUAUGAAGGUGAUGACGGACGAGCAGAUCGAAGUUCUCCGGCGGCAAAUCUCCAUUUACGCCACUAUUUGCGAACAGCUCGUGGUGAUGCAUAGAACCUUUACUUCGCAGCAGGAAGCCCUAGCAGGAAUGAAGUUUGGAACUAUGUUAUACAACCCUUUAGUGUCAGCAGAAGUCCCAAAGGUUGCUGCAAGGCAACGGUGGAUCCCAACGUCCAUGCAACUGCAGAUUCUCGAGGACAUUUUCAGGCAAGGCUAUGGAACUCCCAGCAAGCAGAAAAUAGCUGAGAUCACUUCUGAGCUCGCAAAGCAUGGCCAUGUCACUGAUGUUAAAGUAUAUAACUGGUUCCAGAACAAAAGAGCUCGAUCCAAAAAAAAGCAAGCUGAAAGUGAGGCAGAGAUUGAAUCUUCUGGCAGGAAGAAAACCAAGGUAGAGGAAACCCAUGAGAGCGAGGAUGAUGCCUCGGGGCUACAAUAUCAAAUGACCACCCCUAGGGGUGAACUGUUCAACUACCGAAAUUUGGCGUGCGAUUUGAAGUUUGAAUGGAGCAAAUGA
Dendrobium catenatum is the source of this 779-nucleotide messenger RNA. RefSeq names its product WUSCHEL-related homeobox 8-like. Gene Ontology annotation, molecular function: DNA-binding transcription factor activity; DNA binding. The coding region runs from base 123 to 779 and encodes 218 amino acids. Lineage: Eukaryota; Viridiplantae; Streptophyta; Magnoliopsida; Asparagales; Orchidaceae. The record is from RefSeq and is a predicted model, not a curated record. The transcript has 3 exons.